CUCUUGAGUUUCUCCACUGUCAACUACAUUUCCUCUGCAUCGGAAUGGCAAAAAGGAGAACGUGUUCCAACUAGGUGCGAUUGUCAGUGUAGAAAGUUGAUCGUAUAUUUAAUGUCUGGUGUUAUUAUUUCACAGGGGAAAAAUGUACUAGUAUUUGCUUCCCUGGGCGAGUGGAUAAGUGGUGAGUAACCUACAAGGUCAGAUGGACAUUGGAGUAGGGAAAUCAACGCUCCCGCUCUAAAGAAAGUGAUACAUUAGAAGUAUGUCAUUAUCGCAACAUUUGAGAAUUGAUGUUUGAAGUUAACACGUUACAGUGUUUGCCCUGCGAAGUUAGCCGCCACUCGGUGUACAAUGUAGCGACAUUUGUGUGUUACUUGCAUGAAUGUAACAUGAUAUUUCGUUCGAUAUGACUAAUGUGACGCCGAGUAAAAGCGUGGAAUGGCUGCAGGUAGAGUUGGAAUCCGGGGGAAGUUCGCUGCUUCUGUUGGACUGCCGAUCGCACGAACUUUAUGAAUCAUCCCACAUAGAAACGGCCAUCAAUUUGGCCAUACCAGGCUUGAUGCUGCGAAGGUUCAAGAAAGGCAACAUACCCAUCCGAACUAUCAUCCCCAACCACGAAGACAAGGAGAAAUUCGUUAGACGUUGUAAUACGGAUACAGUGAUUCUGUACGAUGAGUGCACUGUGGACUGGCAGGAUGGGGCCACUGGUUCGGUUCUGGGACUACUUCUUCAGAAACUAUGGGACGACGGCUGUAAAGCAUAUUACCUGGAAGGUGGAUUUGUGAAGUUUCAGACCGAGUACUCUGAGCACUGUGAGACCCUUCUGGACAGCUGCUGUCCCAGCUCUUCUCCACCACUGUCCGUCCUAGGCUUUGGAAGUCUCCGGAUCAGUUCCGACCUCUCCGAUGGUGAGUCGGACCGCGAGCCGAGCAGUGCGACCGAGUCUGAGGAGAGCCCCCUUCCCAACAACCAACCUGCCUUCCCAGUCCAGAUCCUCCCCUACCUUUACCUGGGCUGUGCCAAAGACUCCACCAACCUGGAUGUGCUGGGCCAGUACAACAUCAAGUACAUCCUGAACGUCACGCCCAACCUCCCCAACAUGUUUGAACAUGACGGCCUCUUCAAGUACAAGCAGAUCCCCAUCUCCGACCACUGGAGUCAGAACCUGUCCCAGUUCUUUCCAGAGGCCAUAUCCUUCAUCGAUGAGGCUCGGUCCAAGCAGUGUGGCGUCCUCGUACACUGUCUGGCUGGCAUCAGCCGCUCCGUUACCGUGACCGUGGCCUACCUGAUGCAGAGGCUCAACCUGUCACUCAAUGACGCCUACGACUUUGUCAAGAGGAAGAAGUCCAACAUCUCCCCCAACUUCAACUUCAUGGGCCAGCUGCUGGACUUUGAGAGGACACUGGGGCUGCACAGCCCAUGUGACAACCGCUCCUCGUCCAAUGAGCAGCUCUACUUCACCACUCCGACCAAUCACAAUGUGUUCCAGCUGGACACGCUGGAGUCGACGUGAGGAAACGGAGAAGACGGGUUUGGUGGCCAUGUUGUUUCAUCAGUGUCGCCGGGGUAUUUUGUAGCCUGUCAAUGGAAAAGAAAAUGCACCUGGCACUCCAGCUUGAGAAGACUCACCUGACAAGCAAGUGAUUUCAGUAUGGAUUUUCAUAGAACAUGGUGCCCGCCAUUAUGCUUAAAACAGUACAUGCUCUGUCUGAUGCCUUAAGGGAUACUUCAGGAUUUUGGCAACAAGGCCCUUUAUCUACUUCCCCCAGAGUCAGAUGAACGUGCGGAUACCAUGUUUAUGUCUCUGUGUCAAGUAUGAGGGAAGUUAGAGGAAGUUUUGUGAACCAAUGCUAACCAUAGACUUUCAGUAAUUGCGCUAACGUUAGUUAGCAACUUCCUUCAAACUGUACGCAGAGACAUACAAAUGGUAUGGACGAGUUCAUCUGACUCUGGGGAAGUCUCAAAAUUCAGAAGCAUCCCUUUUAAUGUUUUACUCAAGUAAUCCAACAGGCUUAGUGUGUAUAAUAGUGAAUGGUGGUAUGCAAUGGUUAUUGCAAGAAAUGUAAUUAUUAUGAGGUAACUUGAUUGGGGGGGGAGGGGACUGUUAUUUCAUAUUCACCCGCUGGAAAGUGGAUGUGUCAAGUUGUUUUCAGAACAACUGUGGCUAAUGCCUUGUUCUGAAGGGAGAGGUUGGCCAAGCAGAAUGUGAAUCAUUGUUUUCUGGGACCAAAUGGAGAUAUUUUGAAUGGUACUCUUGCUGAGGGGCCUGGGCUACUUUAAGUUGGCCUUGAAUGACUUUGUAACAUUCCUAUUGAUGACUGUUCUAGAUGUCGUCAUUUGCAGUUAACAUCAGAAGGGAGUGAUCAUUGAAAGCACUUGUCCGCCAAUGUUAUGUUCUCUACUUUGCUGUCAUCUUCAAAGUAAACAUUUAGGGUUUUUUUCUAUUCCAUAAUGUAAGAACGCCGUUACAUUAUGUUAGUUUUUCCUUUGUUGAAUGGAGAGGGUCACCCUCUUGCAAAAAAAUAUUAAAGAUGAAACACAUUAGUUUUUUUUUUUUUUGCAAGGCUCUUGUAAAUUGUGGUAAUUAUAAUAACUUUGCAUGUAAUCAAGUUUAACUUCUGUAUACUGUGGCCUUUCCGAUACCGUCUAAGUUAACACUUAACUCUCUUUAACCAAGGAACUGGGUAUGGUAUUGGAUUGUCAUUUGCCAUGCUUGACAUGAAUGACUUGCAUAUCGAAGUUAUGAUCCAUAAUGGACAUUUUUUACCUUGUUUAUUAAGUCAUGUAACAGUCACGUAUAGACACAAUCUUCAGCCUGCAGCUACUCUUCCUGUGGCGGAACCAUGUUAAAGGAAACACGGUGUGUUUUGUAUUUGCCAGUAAUCGAAGUUGAAUGUUUCAGCGAAUGAGAGGGAACGAAAGGAAACGCGUGAUAAUGAUGCCAUUUUUUUUUUCUUACCUCACGGAGAGACAUUUUCAGGGAUUUUUUUAUACAGCACAUCUGUAUCUUGUUACGGCAUCUGAAACGCAUCAGAGGGCUGUGUUUUAUUUGGUAUGGGUUUGUAAAAGAUGUACAUAAGAUUCGCUUGGUAACGGGUGACCUUUUCUCUGAAUCAUGAAGGAUGUGAAAUUGACUGAUUACAGUAUGUACAGUGUAUGUAAAACUAAAUGUACAAGACAUUUAUGUACAAGUUUAUACAACAAAUAUAUUGUGUAUAUUUUUUACUUUCAAA
Messenger RNA from Oncorhynchus keta (chum salmon), 3233 nucleotides. RefSeq names its product dual specificity protein phosphatase 7-like. Gene Ontology annotation, cellular component: cytosol; cytoplasm. The transcript has 3 exons. The record is from RefSeq and is a predicted model, not a curated record. Gene Ontology annotation, biological process: protein dephosphorylation; negative regulation of MAPK cascade. Bases 407 to 1513 code for a protein of 368 amino acids. Lineage: Eukaryota; Metazoa; Chordata; Actinopteri; Salmoniformes; Salmonidae. Gene Ontology annotation, molecular function: protein tyrosine/threonine phosphatase activity; MAP kinase tyrosine/serine/threonine phosphatase activity.